AUGUUCAACCCAAAUGAUCUUCAGUUUCACUUAAAUAACGCACUGCAAAGGAUACAACAGCUCGAAAGCGCCAGUAUUUCUCCUAUAAACAAUCAGUCAUCGACAAAUUCAAGUGGAAAUAGUGGUUUGACGUUAACGGAAGAACUGCGAAGAAGUUUUCCCAGCUUAGCAAAUCUGCGACCUAACCAUACUUCAAGUUCUACUUUAAGUUGUUCAACAAAUCCAACAACAAGCUCGACACAAAUGCCGUUGACUCGCGCUUCAACGUCAAAUUUUGGUGCCAACAAGAAAAAACGAAAGCGUGGAUCGACACCUAAAUUGAACAUAAAGCCAAAAGCAGCCCACAAAGAUUUGGUGUUGGUCCCUGACACAGUACAAACCUCAGUCCCGACUCAUUCAUCUCGGGUUAUGUUGGAAAGUGAUGGUUACGUUCUUCAUAGCUUUCCUGUUGUAAGAGAUUGGGAUGACAUCCAUUUAAAAAAGGAAAUAGAAAAAGUCUUUCCGCAGAUCCAGUGUUGUGGUGAUGAGUACAUGAAGGUAAUUAAUACAUACGGCAUAAUAUUUUGCUAACAAACUAUAAUAUAGCAUGGGUAGUAGUUAGGAAAUCUUAAGAAUUCCUAGAAUUUUUUUGUGGGGCCUGGAAAAUUGUUCGUUUUCCUUGUUAUAAAUGUCCCUCACUUAGAGAGAAAUACCCCCCCCCCCAACCCCUAUUUUAAAGAAAGACAGUCACAUUAUCUAUCCAAACAACUCUAUUAACCGUCCUAGAAAUUUGGUAAUUUAAAUGGGACAUGAAAUGCCCUUCAUUUGAUGACCCCCACCUCCUCUGUUUGAUGACUCUACCUACAUGAAAUACAAAAAUUAUUUUACCAAAUCCCCCUGCAUUAGAAAGCUUAUCUUUUAAAAACUGCAGUAGGUAUCUUGUAUGAUCCAAAUCCUUUUAACCUAGUAACUGAUUAAGUUGCAUUGUGCCCUAAAGGCCCCCCUAAGGGACUGGUCAUAAUUUAGCAGGAGGGGUUGGGAGGUGGAAACAGUGGGGGGACACAUAUUUUUUAGCCAGGAAAAAGGGGGGUUCAUAAAAUAUUAAACAGUUUAUGAAGGCGGUGAGGGGGUCUGCUGUUUUAGUUCAAUUAAUUGUUUUACACAUGCCUUCUCACAUUUUGUUCUUCUCAUAUCAGUCCCUAAUGCCCUCUAAUUGGUUCAUGUAAAUCUGCGUCGUGUUCAUUCUAAUGCUGUUGUUUUUAACUUUUAUCACAACAACGUCCAUUAAGUCUUGUUUCCAUUCUAUAACUACCAUUAAUUUAAUGGGCCAACAGUAUUUUUUGGUUUAUUAGUUAGAGAAACAAUAACUACUAUUUUGUUUGAUUUAAAAUGUGAUGUGGUUGAUUUAUAAUGGAUUACACAAACAUCUAUUAUUUUUAUAUGUAUUAUAUAUAGGCCUUGCAUGGAAAACUUGUUUCACCAAAUUUGGCCCCGGGAGUUAGAAUGAACUGCAAUAUGCUGCUGAAACUAUCAGGCCAAGGCGCAGUGUACAUACGCUCAAAUGUAAAACUUGCUUCUGGUAGUGACAGUGAUCAUUCUGACAAUGAUGAUUUUUUGGAGCCAUCCAUAGCUGCAGUAAAACAAGAUCCAGAAAUCUUAGAAAUUCCAUCUGAGUCUGAUAUUGAAGGUAGAUAUUGACUGACAAAUGAAUGUAUAAUAUUAAUGCCCAGCAUUAAUACAUGAAUUGCAUUAUAUGACAUUGUUGCCCAUAUGAAAAAAUCCAAUUGGAAUUUGGGAUAGUUUCCAAUAGAAAUUCCUAUUGGAAUUUCAAUUGGAUUUUUUUGUAAGGGUGAGUCAUGGAAUAGUGAAUUGGGGGCUUUAUAUAAGCAGCCAAAAUUUAGGUUUAACAACAUAGAUGUUGCAGAUACAUAUUAAAUUAAUGGCAUCACUGGAUACUAGAAAAUUUAAAAUGAGGUUGUGAUGUGGAUGUUUACUGCCUGUAUGACAUAGAUAUAUGUAGCAUUUUAACACUUAUGCAGAAGUAGGAUUCUGGAUUCUCAUGGGGAUAGUAAAAUGUGGAAUCCUGUCAUUGCUAUAGUACUAGUGGAAAUGUGUUUAAAUUUUAGAUGUUGUAAUGAUAGAACAAUCUAUUGGUAUUGCACAGUCAGUUCCAGAAUCUGCUGGUGUACAUGCACAUAUUGUUGAUGAACAAACUCAAACUAACGGUAAUUGUUAAGAAAAAUUGUCUCCAUGAUGAAAACCCAAGAAUAUUGAGCAUUGCCUUGUUUUAAUACUUUUGUGCUGGUCGGAUUGCCCAGUUGUUGAAAUAGGAUACUGAAUUCUCGUGGGAAUACCAAAACCUGGCUGGAAGAUGUAGUUAUUGUGUGAUAGGCAGUACUUCAAAGUUUAAUCCUGUUGCUGCCAGCUGCCAGGUUUACUUUGAGUACACCGGUCUUCCUCCCUCGCUCCUAGCCAUAUUUAAUGAUAACCACAGAUAACCCCCUAAACCUUUGUGACACUGGGUUAUGUAACUUGUUAAAGCUUUCCAUCCAUCCCAGGCUGGGGAAUAUGCAUAUUAAGCGCCAGCGCUCUCCCCUUGACGAGUAAAUCGUCUGGUGUUACACAGAGUAAAAUAAUAAAGUAAGGUGCAUCAGGGCGCAAUGCGACUUAAUGGGUUAAUUUAACUAAAUUCAACAGGAAAAAUAUUAAAAUUUUAGAUCAUGUCACGGUAGAACACACUAAUGGCAUUACAGAGCCAUUUCCAGAAUCUACUCCAUUAAUUGAUAUCUUUGAUGAACAAAACCAUGAUAAUGGUACGUAUACAGUAAGUUGUGGAGAAAAUAUAAACUAAGGGGUAGUUUAUAUGGAACCUGCGCUAGCUCUCUUUGCUGAGAUUUAACGUUGCAUUACACUAAUAUUCAUCUUGCAUUUAUAUGGGAACCAGACUGGCCCGCCUGACUCUCACCUCCAUAUAAACACCGCCUAAUUGUUGAGAAACAGAGAACGGUCUAAGAAUAUAAUCCAGCACUUGUUGUUGUAAUUCCAUUUCCCCACUUUGAAUAAACUUCUCUGGCAUUCAACUGAGUGAAAUACAGUAACAAAUGGUCGUUAAAAGUCACAUUUUAUUAAAAAAAGAAAAUGACAAGCAGUACAAAGCACAUGCAAAGGUUAAGAAUACUUCAACGUUAUACACUAAUGAAUUUAUUCCUUUGUAAGCGUUUUUCACAUAUUACUGUGGCCAAUUAAUGGUUCUGUUAAGCUACAGCAGCAUGUAUAAGUCAGUACAAGGGUGCAUGUAAAUGCAAUAUUCCUAUUAUAACACUUAGUUUUUUCCUAAUUUAGCACAUCAAUUAACAACUGAAACUGGUGUAAUUGACCUGAAUCAUAUUGUCAAUUAUCCAGUGAAGGCUGUAACAGUGCACAGAACAACCCUCAAGAAUGAUAUGAUUCAACUCUUUCAAGACCCAGACACACUUGGUAGUCUUUUAAUGUUUACUGUAAUAGGUUUUGAUGGUUCGGCUGAAAAGGGUGAAGGUGUAGGUGUAGCUAGGGAUGUUCUCACAAGCUUUUGGCAGGUUUUCGUUGAUUCAUUGGCUGUAGGUGUGCAGGAAAAAGUUCCCUCAAUAAGGCAUGACCAUCAAAAAAUGCAGUGGGUUGCAAUUGUUAGAAUUCUUAUUUAUGGUUACCUCAGGGAAAAAUAUUUUCCAAUUUCACUUUCCUUAGUAUUUGUUGCUACUUGCUUGUUUGAAGAAGAAAGUUUAACAAAUCAUGACCUACUACAAUCGUUUCGAAUGUACAUCUCAGACAAUGAGCGUGAGACCUUUGACAAGUGCUAG
Paramuricea clavata is the source of this 3815-nucleotide messenger RNA. The record is from the annotation of a GenBank genome assembly. NCBI's taxonomy places the organism in Eukaryota, Metazoa, Cnidaria, Anthozoa, Malacalcyonacea, Plexauridae.